AUGGCAUUUAGUCUGUAUUCAAGCUCCAUUACAUUUCCGGUAGAGAAUUCUAGGGUUCCAGCUCGAGUUAUUUCUCGCUUAACUGAUGAUUCGGCUAAACCUUCGGUUCGCAUUCCGUCAGAUUCACCGACGAAAGCUCGAUUCGUGGCGCGGCGGAGGGAGACGGUCACCGUGCAGCAGCUCCAGCGACCUCUGAGCGAGUAUAUGAGCUUGCCGGCGAGUCAGUACUCAGUGUUGGAUGCGGAGAGGAUAGAGAGAGUAGAUGAUAACACCUUCAGGUGUUAUGUGUACAGAUUCAAGUUCUUUUCCUUUGAAGUUUGCCCUGUUCUGUUGGUCAGGGUCGAGGAGCAGCCUAAUGGCUGUUGUAUCAAGCUCUUGUCUUGCAAGCUUGAGGGUUCGCCGAUUGUGGUAGCACAAAAUGACAAAUUUGAUGCUUCUAUGGAGAAUAAAAUUACCUGUGAUUCCACAAAAGGCAACUCCCAAGUGCAGGAACUAGCAUCAGAUGCAGUUAUCGAGGUGAGCAUUGAGAUCCCUUUCCCAUUUCAAGCAAUUCCAAAACAAGGAAUUGAAUCUGCUGGUACCCAGGUUUUAGAACAAAUACUGAGGAUCAUGCUUCCUCGUUUCAUGGCCCAGCUGGUUAAGGAUUAUCAAGCUUGGGCCUCAGGCGACACUUCAAGGCAACCUCUUGGAACUGGUGAAAUUUGA
Molecule: messenger RNA, 705 nt
Organism: Oldenlandia corymbosa var. corymbosa
Lineage: Eukaryota; Viridiplantae; Streptophyta; Magnoliopsida; Gentianales; Rubiaceae
Source: the annotation of a GenBank genome assembly